Messenger RNA from Abrus precatorius (Indian licorice), 1389 nucleotides. RefSeq names its product vinorine synthase-like. The record is from RefSeq and is a predicted model, not a curated record. Lineage: Eukaryota; Viridiplantae; Streptophyta; Magnoliopsida; Fabales; Fabaceae. Bases 1 to 1389 code for a protein of 462 amino acids. The transcript has a single exon.
AUGGAAGUCGAAAUCAUCUCCACCCAACUCAUCAAACCUUCUUGCCCAACACCAACACACCCAAAAACCCAUAACCUCUCAAUCAUAGACCAGUUCAUGCCUUCCAUAUACAUACCAAUGGUGCUUUUCUACCCUGCUGAUCAUAUCAUUCCAUCCACUAUUGAUAGUAAUAUCACUCAGCAAAGAUUGAAACAAUUAAAGGAAUCCUUAUCACAAGUCUUGACUCAAUUUUACCCAUUCGCUGGAAGGAUUAAAGACAAAAUCACCAUCGAUUGCAAUGAUGAAGGGGUUUACUACACUGAGGCCAAAGUAAGUUGUAGUCUAGUUGAAUUUUUCAACCAUGCUAAUUUCGCAUCAUUCACCCAUAAACUUCUUCCAAACCAAACUAUUUGGGACACAGCAACUGAAGGAUACCCAACUAUGAUACAAGUGACUUGUUUUGCAUGCGGUGGCAUGGUGAUAGGUACCUUGAUAUCGCAUAUGAUAGCGGAUGGAGCAGCUGCAAGUUUCUUUUUAAGUAGUUGGGGUUCUACAUCUAAGAGUGAAUUUCAACAUGCAUCUGCUCUUCCUAACUUUGACACUCCUUUUCUUAAGAAUGUUGCAUGCCCAAAAGAUACAAAUGUGAUGGCUUUGUGUGGCCAAUUUUUGAACAUGGGUAAGCUUGCUAUGAGGAGAUUUUUGUUUGAUGAAGAAGCUAUGUCUAAGUUGAAGGCACAAGGGUCUAGUUUGACCGUGCAAAAUCCUACUCGGGUGGAGGUUGUAACAUCACUCCUAUGCAAAUGUUCUGCAAGAGCUUUCAGGGAAAACCAUGGUUUGGAGAGGCCUAGUUUGUUAACUCAUGCAGUAAACAUGCGUCUAAGGGCAUCUCCUAAUUUUCCAAAAUCAUGUAUGGGUAAUUAUGUUUGGCUGGCUUUGGCUUCGAUGGGUGAAAAGGAGAAGGUAAUUGAGUUACCUGAGUUGGUUAUUAAAUUGAGGGAAGCAUUGAAAUCAAUCAACUCUGAAUUUGUGAAAAGCUUAGAAGGUGAAGGAGGAUUGAUAAAAUAUUGUGAAGUUUCAAAGCAAUUAAUUGAGAGUGCUUCAAAUGGUGCACAGACUAGUGGGGUGAAUUAUGUUCAUUAUACGAGUUGGUCCAAUUUUGGUCUUUAUGAGGUUGAUUAUGGAUGGGGAAAGCCAAUUUGGGUGUCAUGCACUUCUGGUUCAGCUGAGGACAGCACUUUGUUUUUUAAUUCGAUCAUCUUAAUGGAUACACCAUCAAGUAAGGGAAUAGAAGUUUGGAUUUAUUUGAAUGAAGAUGAAAUGAGCAUAUUGCAACAAGACAAGGAGCUCCUUACCUUUGCAGCCUUAGAUCCAAAUCCUCUACAACUAAAGGAUUAUAUAUCUCGUGCUUGA